CACGUGUUCAAGCAAAGAUCGUUGAUGUUACAAUGCGACUACUGUAAGAAUGUGAGCGACCGAUAUUUUUUUUUUCCUUUCAGCGAUAGGAGAGGAAGAAACUAGACUGGCGUUACGUAAUCGAAUGGCAAUGUUCUGGGUCAGAGCGAAUUGAAAUGUUCUGUUGUAGAGUUUUGUUUGCUUGCCUUGGUAAGCCUGUCUGUUUCAAUGUGUUGUUGCAGGUAGGUCGGUAAAUACAUGGGAUAUGUUUAAUUAUCCCCCCCCCCAGGGACGACGGCACUGUAAAGGUUUUGUAAUACACGCCGUGUUCUCUGUAUUGUAUUGUGCGAUGCAGUAUCAGGUACCCACAAUGCAGUGCGCUCAGCAGCCAGCAUUGUGUCGCUGUCCGUGGUGCUGAUGUGACUGUAGCUGCCAGUCGUCUUGUCCUGGUGCUGCUAGAGGAGUGAGCGCCAGAGCCACAUCGCAUCUAUCAUCAUUAACAAGGGAGAAGCGGAAAGCACAGCCAACAGAACGGGAGAAGGGAGGGCUGCCGCGGUGAUUGCUUUUGUUCGUUUUUGGGAUUUUUUUUGGAGGGUGAAACGGGGUGUCUCGCAUCCUUUAUGCACAGUACAUUGUUCCAGCUCAUUCAGAGAAAACAGGCAUUUGAAUUUAAAAAGCAUGGCCUGCCGCUGCCAGUGAAAGGCAUGGAAGCGAAACAGUAUACCAUAAAGAGCUUGAAAAGCUACCCGGAGGCUGGGGGCAGGAGCCUGGCCGCGGCCGCGGGUGGGGACGGCCUCUGUGCAAAAGCAGAGGUGGAAAUGGAGUCCAAAAUCCAAAAAGCGGUAGAGUUUAAGGUGGAGGGCAACCGCUGCUACAAGGAGAAAAAAUUCCGGGAGGCGAUUGGGAAGUACCACCGGGCUCUGCUGCAGCUCAAAGGGGUGCACGCCGGGGAAGGGACGACUGGAUCCGAUGUGAAUCUGCUCAGCAAAGCCAACAGCAAGCUGACCGAGGAUCAGCAGAGGCUGGUUGAAAGCACGGAGAUGGAGUGUUAUGACAGCUUGACUGCAUGUUUACUGCAGUCGGAGCUGGUGAACUACGAGCGCGUGAAGGAGUACUGUCUGAAGGUCCUGGGAAAACAGAAGGAUAACUUCAAAGCCAUGUACCGAGCGGGCAUCGCCUUCUACCACCUGGGAGACUACGACAACGCCCUGCUCUACCUGAAAGAAGCAAAGAGACGAGAGCCCACGGAUACGAAUGUGUUGCGAUACAUCCAGUUGACCGAGAUGAAGAUGAACAAGUGUAAUCAGAGGGAGAGAGAGUGCAGUAAAGAAGCACUGGGCUAGGUGCCAGACCCAUUACCCAUGACUUCCAGACUGUUUCACUGUUUUUGCGAGGACUCUGGCACAUGACCUCAUGUUGCUACAGCCAUGGGGGGAAAGUCAGGACCCUCUUCUUGGCAGAUCAACAAAACCUUCACAACAGGAGCCAAAUAAAAGAAACUAAAUAUAGGAACACCGCAUCCCAUUAUACAAAUCAUGUAUGUUGCUUUUUUUUAUUUUUUAAACUAGACCGCUUAUCAACUGGGACACCUUGGGACAAAUGCAGUACACAUCUGUACUCUAGAAAUAAGUCAAGUAAUGUUAUAUUUCUAGUGCACUAAGAUUUUCAAAUAGCAAUUUAUUUAGUUGUCUGGUGUUAACGAAAAGUUUAUUGAUCUAUAAUUCAAAAUGCAAAAUGGAAUGCAAUUGGGAACUGUUGUGGGCCAAAUGGGGUUUAUUUUCCUGCGCCUUUUAUUAAACAAGCUUAAAAUUGUAAUUUCUUUGGGGCUAAGGGGUGCGAACUGCAGGCUAAUUCAUUAUCCUCUCACGCCUUUCACAUUUGGAGAACUGGGUGGGAAUCCAGCUGCUCCAUUUUUUAUUCUCUGCUUAGAAAGGCCCAGGGUGAAAUCUCAGACAGAGGGUGUUCAGGUCCCGUUCGCUUGCAGCCUAGUUAUUUAUGUGCGUAUGCAGUUCACUUAAAGUGUUUGUGUCUAACAGAAUAAUUUAAUAUACCUGAAGUGACAAUUUUAAAAGAAACACAUGCUAUAUCAAACUUGGAUUUAUGAGACGAGACUCGGUACGAGACUCGAUUCCGGUAAGUUUUCAUGUUCCACGCCUUUCUCUGGAAGUCUGUUCCACUUGCCAGCCCAGGAAGUGCGAUGCCAUUUAAAAGCAGGGCUUGCAAACAGACAUUUCGUUAACCAGAUGGUUCUGUUUCUUUCAUAGCUGCACAUUUGAGACCUGCACAGCUAAUGACAGUGCACAACAGGUAGGAUCUAUGGUAUUACUUUAAGUUAUAAAACCCAAGGCUUUAAAAAUGUUAUUGCCCUGUAUUAUAAUUACAGCCUGCUCACAGGUGUGUUAUUGCUUCUUGAGUCAAGUGGCAGUUAACAAAAUAAAUCCAUAAAAAAAUACCUGUUUCAUUCACUAUAAACAGUUCAUAUGUGAUUGAAACACAUGUUCUAGCAAACAUGCAUUUUAAUUAAACCACAUGUACACA
This is a messenger RNA of Polyodon spathula (Mississippi paddlefish), 2517 nucleotides long. RefSeq names its product tetratricopeptide repeat protein 9A-like. Gene Ontology annotation, molecular function: protein binding. The record is from RefSeq and is a predicted model, not a curated record. The transcript is spliced from 3 exons. The coding region runs from base 600 to 1322 and encodes 240 amino acids. NCBI's taxonomy places the organism in Eukaryota, Metazoa, Chordata, Actinopteri, Acipenseriformes, Polyodontidae.